Messenger RNA from Paramormyrops kingsleyae, 2735 nucleotides. Its product is annotated as early growth response protein 1-like. Gene Ontology annotation, molecular function: DNA-binding transcription factor activity, RNA polymerase II-specific; RNA polymerase II cis-regulatory region sequence-specific DNA binding. Gene Ontology annotation, biological process: regulation of transcription by RNA polymerase II. NCBI's taxonomy places the organism in Eukaryota, Metazoa, Chordata, Actinopteri, Osteoglossiformes, Mormyridae. The record is from RefSeq and is a predicted model, not a curated record.
AAGUGAAAAAAAGUUUCUAAAUUUUAAAAAGUAAACAACAACAAAUGGUUACAACUAAUUAACCAUUGCAUCCUAAUAUUUUGAAGAUAACAAGCUGGACUCAUCUGAUUGUUGAACUAGUGUUUUUGUUUUUAUUUUUUGCUGCCUAAGAAGAAAAAAGGCUGAGAUCCUGAGUGCCCUGGAUAUCCUGCAGCGGUGUGGCCUUGCAGCAGCAGAUAGAGAGAGAGAGGCAGCAUCUUCUCAAAGGCGUGGUGGUGUUUCCCCACUGCUCCUCAUUCACGGCAGCAGCUUCCUGAAGAAUGUGUGCUGCUAAAACUGAGAUGCUUCUACCCACGCUCCAGAUCUCAGAGCCCCUGAGCUUUCCUCAGUCGCCCAUGGAUAGCUACCCCAAGCUGGAAGACAUCAUGCUUCUCCACUCUGCCGGGACACCCUUCCUUGCCGCCUCUGCGCCAGAAGGUGCUGGGUUCGGGACCGGGGAUCCUGGAGAACAGUAUGACCACCUGGCUGGAGACACGCUGCCAGAUAUCGCGGUCAGCUACGAGAAGUCCUUUGUGGAGCAGAGCUACCCCAGCCAGCGCCUGCCCCCACUCUCCUACACUGGACGCUUCACCCUCGAACCCACAGCCACCUGCGGGGGCAGCCUCUGCCCCGAGCCCCUCCUCAGCCUGGUCAGUGGCCUGAUGGGGAUCUCCAACCCCUCUGCUUCCUCCUCGUCCACCUCCUCGGUCAGCUCCUCCUGCCAGGCCAACAUGAGCUGCUCCGCCCACCAUGGGGAAUCCAACCCCAUCUACUCCGCCGCGCCCACCCAGGCCGCCAGCAACUCCAACCUUCUUCCGGAGCAUAGCCAGGCAUUCCCGAGCCCCACAGGCUGUGCCAUCCCAUAUCCGCCCCCAGCCUACGCGGGCGGGAAGACCACCAGCUUCCCGGUCCCCAUUAUCCCUGACUACCUCUUCCCCCAACAACAGACCGACUCCAGUCUGGUGCCCCCUGAUCAAAAGCCCUUCCAGUCGCAAUCGGGGCAGCUCUGUCUCACGCCCCUGUCCACCAUUCGGGCGUUCGCCUCUCAGACGGGAUCACAGGACUUAAAGUGUGUGGAACAGUCGCAGGUAACCAAGCCCCGGCAGGUCCGAAAGUACCCCAACCGCACCAGCAAGACGCCGCCCCACGAGCGCCCCUACGCCUGCCCCGUGGAGAGCUGCAGUCGCCGCUUCUCCCGUUCGGACGAGCUGACGCGCCACAUCCGCAUCCACACGGGCCAGAAGCCCUUCCAGUGCCGCAUCUGCAUGCGCAACUUCAGCCGCAGCGACCACCUGACCACGCACAUCCGCACGCACACCGGCGAGAAGCCCUUCGCCUGCGACGUCUGCGGCCGCAAGUUCGCCCGCAGCGACGAGCGCAAGAGGCACACCAAGAUCCACCUGCGGCAGAAGGAGAAGAAGGUGGAGAAGGUGGUGGGCCCCGUCUCCAUGCCCUCACCUGCAUCCAGCUACCCCUCCCCCGUCACAUCUUAUCCCUCCCCUGUCUCCUCUUACCCCUCCCCAGUACCCUCCUGCUAUGCCUCACCAGUACACAGCUCCUAUCCGACCCAGUCCGCUGCCACCGCCUACCCAUCCGGCACGUUCUCCACCCAAGUAGCUGCCACAUUCCCCUCCACCCUCCCUACCGCCUUGUACAGCCCCCCGGUCAACAGCCCCGAUGGCCAGUCCACCGUCUCCCCAAGAACAACUGACAUCUGCUGAGGUCCUCAGAUUACACGACUCUCAGUUCUGGACAAAAUGACGGAAAAAAACAAAACUGGAAAAGCACUUUUUGCCCGGCUCAUCCCUCGUCUUCAAACACAAAUACGACAAAAGGAGACCUCUCCACUUCUUACGCAAAAUAGACUUUCUAAAGACAAAAAGAUUGAGAGAUUCUUGGCUUCUCUGUCUGCUUAGCAUCUCCAACUCAAGGACAAUUAAGCAGAGAUACGCAUUUAGAGACUUCUACGAUAUACAUAAGGUGUUCGUAUGUCGUAAAUGUGCCAUGUUUUUGCUUUACGUCCGUCGGUACUAUCAAUGUGAAAUGUUUUCGCAUAUUUACAUUGUACAAUUCAGAGUUAGCUGACAUGUAGCUUAUGAAUAUUUCCUCCCUGUCGCGAUUCAUUUCAGGUCUGUGUACAACAAGCAUGUGCGAGAAUCGUUGUCAUUUAAUUUUCUCUUUUCUGUAAAUAUGACAGGUUCAAUCUCUCCCCUUUCUUCACAUGAUUAGGCAUUAUGUUACAAAGAGAAAUGAUCUGUUUGAAAGAGAAACUUGCAGUUUUGGUGCCUUCUGAAAUGCCACUCUGGCUGUUAAAUGUCACAAUUUAAAGUACAUGAACAGAUUUGACGCAUCUGAAAUGAUACUAUUACAUACGUAGGAUUUUAAGGGGCAAUUAGACAAUACUUGAGGUCUCAAUUUCACAACUAGAAUGUAACCAAAAAAGGAAAUUUCAUACCUAUAUUUUUGUAUCAGAAAUGUAAUUAUCUUCAGGGUUGGAAUGUUGUACGUAGUUACCUACUGAGUAGGCAUAAUUUUUUAAAUGUGUUUUACAUGCAACUCAUUAUUUUGUGGUAAUUUCUAUUUUGUAAUUGUGUUUGCUAAAUAAAGUGACUGUUUUGGCUUCAAAACACAUUGAAUGCGCUUUCACGAAUGGGUCAGUUGCUGUUAAGAAUUCUCCUUUCAGAGAAGAAAUAUUAAUAAAGUAUGCAUAAAAUAUC